AGUGCGCGGGUGCUGGCGGGCGUGCGUGUGAACGUGCGAGCGCUGUGUGCGCUGACAGUAUGUACUACACUUGCACACUGCUCUGGUGCGUCCACUUCUGUUCAUCUAAAUUACCAGGAGGGGAGAUGCAUGGGAGCCUACCUGCGCCUGGUGGGCUCGCUGGCCCAGAAUCUCGCGAGGAGGGUUGGAGAGGACCUGGCGGACUGUGCUGCCGUCUGUAAACGAGGGUUGGUGUACAAACUGCGGAGUAUACGGUUGCGGUACGACGACGUGGGCCCCGCUGGCAGUCAGGACUGGCAGAUCCUGCCCGAGCAACUCGCCAAGCUGGUGGAGAGCAUAGAGAACAAGCCUUGGUACUGUGAAAUGGAUCGUCGGACAGCCCAGGAUCUGGUGCGUGACGGAGGCGUUGGCUGUUUCGUUAUUCGCCCAUCUGCCUCUACCAAGUCACUAACCCUCACUCUCUGGUACCAGAACCGUCCCUACAACAUCCUCAUCCGCCAGCGGGACGAUGGCCUCCUGGCUCUCGGAUCCAAGAAGAAUCAAGAAAUGACUUUCCAGUCCGUGGAUGAGAUGGUUCGCUACUACGAGAGAGAGCCCCUGAUCCUCUACAGUGGAGGGGAACUGACUGGUCGCACCAGGUUGAAGGCACCGCCCCCUGGGCUAGUGCGCAGUAAGCGAUCCUCAGCCACCAGCAACUCCCAGGUGAUGGACUCCAGGAGAAAUUCCUCUUUGAACGGAGCACGACGGACUUCCGAGGGGGAGGAUUUCCGCAGCUCCACCGACCUCAGAGGACCUCCAACGGCCUGUUCGAGGACUCUCUCCUCAGGCCAUGUUGAAAUCCCUUUUAGUUCCUCAAUUACCAGAAGGCUCGCAAAUUCCGCACCAGACAUCGAAUUUGCAAAUAUGCUUUCCUCCAGUCCAAGAAAGGUGUCUGCAGAAUGUCUGACUCCGCACCCACCAGCUCUACCGCCGAGGCCGGCACAUCUGACCUCGACCGAGGAAUACCGGAGAGGUUCUGUCCCCAGUUCGUCAAAAGAGAUUGCCUCAAGAACAGAGAAGAUCAGAAACGCUUCUGUUCACAACAGACCAUUACCUUCCAUUCCAGGGGAACAUGAAAAAGAGUUAUCUUCAAAUAAUUCCAUACCCAAUUCACCUAUUUCGGAAUCCACUAGUUUAUAAGUAGUUUUUAGUUUUUAACUUGCCUUAAUUUUUCCGCACUGUUAUACUGUACGAUAUUAUUUUCUGUCAUAGACCACUAAAAAUAAUAUUAAUUAAGAAUUAUCCUUUCAAAGAUUUCUAGAAACUUAAAAAACUAUAAUUGAUCUUUCUUCAGUUAUAAUAUAAAAAAAUGUAGUUUAAUGGUUUUUGUCAAUGUCGUUCGAGAAUGAAGAUAAUAUAGUUUUCUUACUGUGUUUGCUUUCUCCUUGAAUUGUGUGAUAAUACUAAUAUAUAUACCUAAUCAUUAAAAAGUAUAAAUCAAAUAUAUAUACUGCUAUAUGUAUGAAUCAUCUGUUACCUGUCAGUUAGAGGAGUCUCUUGGACUUGAAUCACAGGAACCCGCGUUGCCAGAAUAUAAGACUCAGUAGUUUUAAGAUAAUUUUGAUCAAAUACCACUUAAGAUGAAAAUUCUGAAAAUAUUGUACUAUUUUAAUACAUUGUACAUGUUUAGUUUCUAAGAAGUAACUUUUCCUGUAAAUAUCUUGUUUAGUGUUGUUUAAUCCUGAAAAUAAAAUUUAUUUGAACACAUAAAA
This is a messenger RNA of Homalodisca vitripennis (glassy-winged sharpshooter), 1751 nucleotides long. RefSeq lists its product as uncharacterized. Gene Ontology annotation, biological process: cell surface receptor protein tyrosine kinase signaling pathway; intracellular signal transduction. Bases 130 to 1179 code for a protein of 349 amino acids. The record is from RefSeq and is a predicted model, not a curated record. The transcript is spliced from 5 exons. Lineage: Eukaryota; Metazoa; Arthropoda; Insecta; Hemiptera; Cicadellidae.